Messenger RNA from Cucurbita maxima (winter squash), 2772 nucleotides. Its product is annotated as protein NPG1-like. Gene Ontology annotation, molecular function: protein binding. The record is from RefSeq and is a predicted model, not a curated record. The coding region runs from base 274 to 2400 and encodes 708 amino acids. The transcript has 7 exons. NCBI's taxonomy places the organism in Eukaryota, Viridiplantae, Streptophyta, Magnoliopsida, Cucurbitales, Cucurbitaceae.
CAAAAAUUAAUUACAAAACAAAAUAUUCAUCUCGUUUGCCGCUCUGUUUCUUCGAGACAAAUGUUGCGAGCCUCAAUUUCCUCCGAGCUGUUGUAAUUGAUCCGCCACCGCAAUCGUCGGUUCCCGACCUAAUUUUCCUUCUCAAAUGCCGAGUUUUCAGCCUCUUUUUCGUCGACAAUGAUCCCUUUCAAGCAAUCUUUCGUUUGUGUUAGCCCCUCAAUUUCUCAGUUAGAAGAAGUAAAUUCAUGAAGGAAAUUGAAGAAAGUAGAACUUAUGGCGUCAAGUGUUGAUGAAGAUGGUAGGGAGCCAGCCAUGGAGUCUGGAGAAUCUGAGGAAGGAAUUGUUGUCCGGGAAGUCUGUGCAAAUGGGGUCUCCAUAAAAACAACAGAAGUAGAAGCAAAACUCGAUGAAGGAAAUAUUCAAGAGGCAGAAUCUUCAUUACGGGAAGGGUUAUCCCUCAAUUUUGAGGAAGCCAGAGCCCUUCUUGGAAAGUUGGAAUAUCAGAGAGGUAAUCUAGAAGGUGCACUACGUGUGUUCGAUGGUAUUGAUCUCCAAGCAGCUAUUCAACGAUUACAGCCUUGUAUUGCUGAGAAGACACCUCCAAAAAAAGGACGUUCGCGCUCUGAUUCUCAGCCUGCAGUUUCACAGCAUGCUGCAAGCCUGGUGCUUGAAGCCAUAUAUUUAAAAGUGAAGUCUCUUCAGAAGCUAGGGAGAGUAACUGAGGCUGCUGAUGAGUGUACUAGUGUACUUGACGCCAUAGAGAAGAUAUUCCAACAAGGAAUUCCUGACGGGCAAGUGGAUGAUAGAUUGCAAGAGACUGUCAAUCAGGCUGUUGAACUCCUCCCUGAACUGUGGAAGCAGGCUGGCUGUUUCCAGGAAGCAAUAUCUGCCUAUAGGCGUGCUCUCUUAAACCAAUGGAACCUCAGUAAUGACAGCUAUGCUAGGAUCCAGAAAGGAUUUGCUGUGUUUUUGCUUUACAGUGGAGUCGACGCUGGUCCUCCUAGUCUAGCUGUUCAACUUGAAGGUUCAUAUGUACCGAAAAAUAAUUUGGAAGAAGCAAUUCUACUUUUGAUGCUUCUUGUGAAGGAAUGUUUCCUUGGUAAUACAAAAUGGGAUCCAUCCGUGAUGGAGCACCUAAUAUUUGCUCUAUCCUCAUGCAGACAGACUUCUGUUUUAGCAAAACAAUUUGAAGAGGUCAUGCCUGGGGUAUAUCGCCGUGUAGAUCGUUGGAAGUAUUUAGCUCUUUGUUAUUGUGCAGCUGGACAGAACAAAGUUGCCUUGAAUCUUCUGAGAAAGACUCUACACAAACACGAGCAACCAGGCGAUGUAGCAGCCUUAUUACUGGCUGCCAAGAUCUGUAGUGAGGAUCCUUAUCUAGCUGCUGAAGGUGUUGAAUACGCCCAGCGGGCAAUUAAUAAUUGUAUAGGAGAUGAAGAGCAUUUAAAGGGUGUGGGUCUACGCAUGUUAGGUCUUUGCUUGGGAAAACAAGCCAAAAUUUCUUCCUCUGACUUCGAGAGGUCCCGUCUUCAGUCAGAGGCAUUGAAAUCUCUUGAGGCUGCAAAUGGUCUGGAGAGAAAUAACUUAGAUUUGAUGCUUGAGUUAGGAGUACAGUAUUCCGAAUAUCGGAAUUUGAAUGCUGCAUUGCAAUAUGCAAAGAAGUUCAUUGAUGAAACCGGUGGCUCUGUCUUAAAAGGCUGGCAGUUGCUCGCUCUUGUUUUGUCUGCCCAAAAGAGAUUUCCAGAGGCGGAAGUGGUCACUGACGCUGCGAUGGAUGAGACCACAAAAUGGGAACGAGGACCACUUCUUAGACUCAAGGCAAAGCUGAAAAUCUCUCAAUCAUUACAUAUGGAUGCUAUUGAAACAUACCGUUAUCUCCUUGCAUUAGUUCAAGCACAAAAAAAAUCCUUUGGACCGCUCAGAAUCGUCCCUCAGGUUGAAGAUGAUAAAUUGAAUGAAUUUGAAGUUUGGAAUGGUCUAGCCAAUUUAUACUCCAGCCUUUCACAUUGGAAAGAUGCAGAGAUAUGUCUAGGAAAAGCAAAAGAGCUGAAAGAGUUCUCCCCAGAAUUACUACACACUGAAGGUCUAAUGUACCAAGGAUGUGAGAAAAUACAGGAAGCCCUAGCUGCAUACAUUAACGCUCUUCUACUUGAACCAACUUACGUUCCUUGCAAGGUUUUGAUUGGUGCUAUUUGGUCGAAAGCAGGCCCGGAUGCGUUGCCUAUAGCAAGAGGCUUACUUUCAGACGCAUUGAGAUUAGAUCCGACCAACGGUAAGGCUUGGUUGUACUUGGGGGUGAUCCAUAGGGACGAAGGACGAAUGGCUGAUGCUGUAGACUGCUUCCAGGCAGCCGCCAUGCUUGAAGAAUCAGAUCCCGUUGAAAGCUUCAGCAGUAUUCUAUAGUCGGUCAUUAAUUUAUUUCAAGUACAGGAUGAUCGACUUCAAACUAGCUCCGAAAUGGAUUGAAGAUCGCAUACAUUUCACUUUCUUAGAGACCGAAACUAAGGAGUUGGGGCGAAAUGUGAAGAACUAUGCUGUAAGUCGUAACUGGACAAGCUUAAUCUAUAAAUUUAAUUACAUAAAAACUGUGUUUCAAAACUAUAUAAAUGUGAAGUUAGGAAGGAUGAAUUCAUGUAGAGAGAUGAGUGGGUGGAUAUUUUCAACACUGAUUGUUUGUUUUUACCAUUCUUGCUCAGCAAUGUACAUUUAUUCUUGUAACUGAGCAAUAUACACUAAUGUUUAUUUGUUGUGAUGUAAUCUAUUUACUUUCUUCCA